Molecule: messenger RNA, 1248 nt
Organism: Pochonia chlamydosporia 170
Lineage: Eukaryota; Fungi; Ascomycota; Sordariomycetes; Hypocreales; Clavicipitaceae
Product: DDE superfamily endonuclease
Exons: 1
Coding region: 1-1248 (415 amino acids)
Cellular component (GO): nucleus
Molecular function (GO): DNA binding
Source: RefSeq, a predicted model, not a curated record
AUGGAAUCUAAGAUAGAAGAGGCCCUGAAAUACCUUGAAGACUUUCCGGAGUCAAAAAUCAGCACCGUGGCACGAGAAUACGGCGUGCCACGUGGCCGCCUGCGCUCCCGCCUCGAUGGCCGUGGUCCAAAAAUCGGGCGGCCACCCCCCCAUUCAAGGCUUACGGGGCCAGAGGAGAAGGCCAUUUGCCGCUAUAUUGAUCGCCUUGAUAGGAUCAAUCUUGCCGUGCGUGUUGAAUUCGUUGUCGAUGCAGCAGAAGCGAUCAUCAACGAGCGGUGUGGCACAUCCAACAUUGAGCCCUUGGGCCGUAUGUGGGCUCCUCGCUUUCUCAAGCGCCACAAAUACGAUAAACGGUUCCAAAAGAAGCUCCAUUCUGAUCGACAGGCCUCCGAGGAUGUCAAUAGAGUCAGUAUAUACUUUGAGCGUCUCAAUGCUAUUAUCCAAGAGCACGGUAUACAACCAGAAGAUAUAUGGAAUAUGGAUGAGACUCGGUUUCGAAUUGGUGUUGGAAAGGAUCAUCUGAUCGUUACCAAACGAAAGAGAGCGCAUUAUUUUGGGCUGCCUGAGAAUAGAGAGUCCGCCACGGCGAUUGAGGCUAUAUCAGCAGGUGGGCAAUAUAUACCUGCAUUCUUAAUCCUCUCUGGGCAAUGCCACAUGUCUGCAUGGUAUCAAAUUCCUGGAUUGGAUCAAGAUAUGGUACUUCGGCCAACCCCUAGCGGCUAUUCCAACGAUGAGAUUUGUCUGGAAUGGCUUCAGCACUUCCAGAAGCACUCAGCGAAGAAAACUCGAGGCGCAAAGCGACUCCUUAUUAUCGAUGGCCACGGCUCGCACCAUACCAAGCAAUUCAUCCAGUUUUGUGACAACCAUGAUAUCAUACCGUUUGGCAUGCCACCAAAUAUGACACAUAUACUCCAGCCACUUGACGUAGUGGUUUUCCAGCCAUUGAAGCAUUACCAUGCUAAGGCCUUGGAGGUUAUGGCUCGUGAUGGAGUGGUUAAUAUUGGCAAGCUUGAGUUCCUUUCCUGUGUUGGAGAUGUACGGCUGCAAGCAUUCAAAGAGAGCACCUCAUUAUCUGCGUUCAAGAAGACCGGGAUCCAUCCAUUCAACCCGCAUCCAAUACUACAAAUCCUAGCGGCACGUCAACCUGAGAAAACACCAAGCCCACCAUACAGCGGCCCACUCUCCUCACCAUUUGAUACCCCAAUUACACUCCGUCACAGUGUGGCUAACAAUCAGGUUCAAACUUGA